AUGCCUGUCGCACUCCAGAUCUGGUAUCCAGUAGAUGAGGCUACCCUUACUCACCGUUUGGAGUAUCAGCUGACGAACGUUUUCUUGCCGCAGACACCCGGGGAAGUAAGGAUCCCAGUAUCGGAUGCCCCUUACAUUAAAAAUGGUUCUCACAUUGGAUGGUCAUUUGGAGCAGACUUUGACCCUAUAACGUUUGAUCUGGUGGCGAGGUAUCGAGUGCACUACCUAGAACCAAAGGGAGAGUUUCCAUACGUAAAACAAGGAAGUGUCAAAACUUUUCCUAAAAGAAGUUUGGAAAUGAAACAUUCCAUUGCAGUGGAAUACGUUUCUCUGCAGGAUACUUCUGAGAUUGGGGGUAAUGGUAUCCCAGGUCCAACAGGACCAAUGGGACCCACUGGACCUUCAGGUGCCCGCGGUGUCUACGGCCAUACAGGGCCGAGGGGUGAAAUGGGACCGCCUGGAAAAAAUGGUCUUUCCGGUAAAACUGGGCCGACAGGACCAACAGGAAUGAGAGGUGUUCCUGGUGGCAACGGCAGAGAAGGACCAACAGGGGCGUCUGGGGAAAAGGGCAACAAAGGCGACAGAGGCACCUCUGGGUUCACUGGUUUCCCUGGACCUCGAGGAAACACUGGCCCUCAGGGCCCAACUGGCUUAGUCGGAAGGCAGGGUCCAAAAGGUCAACGAGGUUCUGAUGGUCCGACUGGACCCGUUGGACCAAGUGGUGGAACAGGAUUGCGAGGAAUAACGGGAGCACCUGGAGCCUCGGGACGCACGGGGCAGACUGGGGCACGUGGUGAUAAGGGUGUGGCUGGUCCCCGUGGAUUCAAUGGAGAGGAUGGGGCUCCUGGCAGACCGGGGCCUGUUGGUUUGCCGGGAAUUGCGGGACCCCCAGGUCCCAAGGGGGAAAGAGGGCCCCCAGGGAUUCCAAGCCCAGAAAGUCGCCAAGGUAAGGACGACUAUAUACAGCUCUUGCUGCUGAUUAUGUGA
This is a messenger RNA of Lingula anatina, 987 nucleotides long. RefSeq lists its product as uncharacterized. Gene Ontology annotation, molecular function: extracellular matrix structural constituent conferring tensile strength; calcium ion binding. Gene Ontology annotation, biological process: extracellular matrix organization. Lineage: Eukaryota; Metazoa; Brachiopoda; Lingulata; Lingulida; Lingulidae. The record is from RefSeq and is a predicted model, not a curated record.